CGCGUGCCCCGCCCCCGCCCGCGGCCGCGCGGUGUCGCCGUCCGGGUAUUUGAACGGCGCUUCCGCCAUUUUCCCUGCGCCCGGCACGGAGCGAGCAGCGGGAGAGCCUCGGUGGAGAGCCAGCAUGGCCGCCCAAGGAGAGCCACAAGUGCAGUUUAAGCUUGUUCUGGUUGGUGAUGGUGGCACUGGUAAAACAACAUUUGUAAAGCGUCACUUGACUGGUGAAUUUGAAAAGAAGUAUGUAGCAACGCUGGGUGUUGAAGUUCAUCCUCUGGUGUUCCAUACUAACAGAGGCCCUAUUAAAUUUAAUGUAUGGGACACAGCUGGCCAGGAGAAGUUUGGAGGCCUGCGUGAUGGCUACUACAUCCAAGCUCAGUGUGCCAUCAUCAUGUUUGAUGUAACAUCCCGAGUUACUUACAAGAAUGUACCUAAUUGGCAUAGAGAUCUGGUACGAGUAUGUGAAAAUAUCCCUAUAGUGUUGUGUGGCAACAAAGUGGAUAUUAAGGACAGAAAAGUCAAGGCAAAAUCCAUUGUGUUCCAUAGGAAGAAGAAUCUCCAGUAUUACGACAUUUCAGCUAAGAGUAACUACAACUUUGAGAAGCCUUUCCUGUGGCUUGCUAGGAAGCUAAUUGGAGAUCCCAACUUGGAGUUUGUUGCCAUGCCUGCGCUCGCACCUCCUGAAGUGGUUAUGGACCCAGCACUGGCAGCACAGUAUGAGCAGGACUUACAGAUUGCUCAGACCACUGCACUGCCAGAUGAAGAUGAUGACCUGUGAGGGAUGAAGCUGGAGCCCAGCGUCAGAAGUCUAGUUUUAUAGGCAACUGUCCUGUGAUGUUGGUGAUGCAGCGUGUUUGCCACUUUAUUAUCUAGCUGAACAGAACAUGUGCUUAAUCUUUGGGAUGCUGAAAGAGAUGAAUGGGCUUCGGAGAGUGAAUGUGGCAGUUUAAAAAAAAAACAAACAAAACAAAAUGAAAAAAAAAAACCAAAACAAAAAACCUUCAUAUUUUGGACCUGCAUAUUUAGCUGUUUUUUGGACUGCAAUUACUUCCCCUUUUGAGUUUCAAAUACAAGACUGCUGCAGUCACACCAGUGUUAAGUGGAAAAUCUUGUUUCUGUCAUUCCCAUUCUUUUGUUUAGGUAAUAAAGUUGUAUUUCAAGUAUCUCCAAGAAAGUGAACUUUCAUGCAUUGUUAGGAAAACUGUUCAAAGUGUCUUCUGUUCUUCAUUUGAGGGUAAUACUUGAUUGUCUACUACUGCAUUUCUCAUUCUGUUUUCCUUCUGCUUCUCAUACUAAGCUCCUCUUGCUGAUUCAGAGCUAACAGCCUGUCCUUUUUUGCUGGCUGCAGAGCUGAGGCGUGUGCUCAAGCUGAGCUGCCAGGCCGAGCCCCAGCAGCGAGCACGGCGUGGCAGAGGGGAGUGCUGCUGCUGCAGGGCUGCAGAGCCCAGCUGCAGCUCUGCUUGCACGUGCUGCACUGGCGCCCAGCCCCGGCUCCUCAGUGCCACAGGUCCCCGCAGCUCUGCUUUCAGCAGCCAGCAGCAGAUGGCAGCCGGGGCUGGAGCUGGCUUCAGCUGUGUCUUUGCAUGGAACAGCGUAGAGCUAUAGCUGGUUAAACCAAUUCUAAGCAUCCUCAAGUUCACUAACCAGAAAACAGCCAUGGUUCGAGCCAAAACGCUCUUGCCUACCCAGUGCUAUCUUUGCUGGAGCCACAGUGAUUUAAACAUCUAGACUUUACUGUAACUGCACCAAGUUCUUAAUUUGAAACUGGCUUAUUACAGCACAAAUGGUGGAAAAUGUCAACUUUUAACACUACCUUGUAGAGAUGAAUCUUGGUCAAUAUUAGUACUGCUAGUAAGCAAAACUUAAGUUUAGGAAUUUUUUUUUCAGUAGUGUUUGAGUACAUGAAGUCUUGAACUCUUCAGUUUUGUAUUUUUGGUUUCUUAAUAAAGUGGAGCAUUUCAUUUAUUCCUUUUAA
This is a messenger RNA of Motacilla alba alba, 1972 nucleotides long. RefSeq names its product RAN, member RAS oncogene family (gene RAN). Gene Ontology annotation, molecular function: GTP binding; GTPase activity. Gene Ontology annotation, cellular component: nucleus; cytoplasm. The transcript has 7 exons. The record is from RefSeq and is a predicted model, not a curated record. The coding region runs from base 125 to 775 and encodes 216 amino acids. Gene Ontology annotation, biological process: protein import into nucleus; ribosomal subunit export from nucleus. Lineage: Eukaryota; Metazoa; Chordata; Aves; Passeriformes; Motacillidae.